AUGCAGCCGUCGCUCCAGCAGCCGCAGCCGCAGCCGCGGCCCGGCCCGACCCAGCGCGCGCUCCUCCCCCGCUCUGCUCUCGGCGCUGCCGCCGUUGCUGCUGUUGCAAGAUUGACGGCGCAGGCAGCCAUAGCCGCAGCACACGAGGCGAGCCGACCAGCACAAAGCACCGCACCAGAGCCGAACUCGCUUUGCAUGCCUGCCGGAAUCUUAGAGCAGCAAGGGGCGGCGCUGAAGCGGCCGAGACAAAAUUUAGUGGUCCUUGUUAGCCAGCUCAACGCCACCGAGUCCGCGGAGAGUUCAGUGGACAUCGUCUUCGAGCGAGCAGUAGAUCUCCUAGACACCGAAAUAAACAAAGAAAAGAUGCGCGAGUACGUGGAGGAGAACGAGAAGAGUGACCCGCUGAUCCACGCGCCGGACAAGAAGAACAACCCGUGGGCCGAGAAGGGCAAGUGCGUCAUCAUGUAG
Schistocerca piceifrons (Central American locust) is the source of this 468-nucleotide messenger RNA. RefSeq lists its product as uncharacterized. Gene Ontology annotation, biological process: G protein-coupled receptor signaling pathway. Bases 1 to 468 code for a protein of 155 amino acids. The transcript is spliced from 3 exons. The record is from RefSeq and is a predicted model, not a curated record. NCBI's taxonomy places the organism in Eukaryota, Metazoa, Arthropoda, Insecta, Orthoptera, Acrididae.